Molecule: messenger RNA, 867 nt
Organism: Gregarina niphandrodes
Lineage: Eukaryota; Apicomplexa; Conoidasida; Eugregarinorida; Gregarinidae
Exons: 1
Coding region: 1-867 (288 amino acids)
Source: RefSeq, a predicted model, not a curated record
AUGGGCGGAACAAAUGACCCGAACGAAACCAGCAAAAUUGACUCAGAAAAAAUCGACGCUUCAAGGAAGGAGUCGGAGCCGGAAUUAAUGGCGGAGGGAGCGGCCGAGGUAGAGCCGACUCCGUCAGAGUUGGAGAAGGCGGAAGCGAAAUUAAGUCAUUGGCAGCACACGAAGAAGGCCGCCGCGUCGUUAAUCGAGCCGUCGCCCGUCACGGUCGGCGACCUUCAGAAGGAGUCGCUUCAGUACCACUCGAAGCAGUCUGGCGAAGGUUUCCCCGACGGGCAAGGUGGUUUCCAGAAUCUGUCAGGCGAGCGGGACAAAAACCCCUUUCAGCCGGACCCGCUGAGGCGACACCUAUUCGAGGGGGGUGCGCCUGCGGGAUUGGAUAUCAACAAGGGCAUAAGAUACGACCCUAUCGAAUACUCGCCCACCGAUCCGACGGAGUUUAGACCCAUCACCGGGGGCAACUUCAGACAGGUACCACAGACACCCUCCUCACCGGUCAACCCCUCACCGACUUACCCCUCACCGAUGUCGCCCUCGCCCUCCCGGUCACAAGGCUUUGCGCAGCACGGCGUGGAUCCGCUUAACUUCUCUCGGACUGGGUUUACGGACGAUCCAGCCCACCCCUCCGUAGACGUCCGCCACCUCGUGGGACCCGACGGGACGCAGGACACGCUCCGUGGCGCCUCGCUCAAUGACCGCAUCAUGAUGGGCGAGCCCCCUGUGCAUCGUGGCAUGCCAUCACCGCCCCCCAGUGAUGCCACGCCCACCGACAUCCGAGCACCCGCCACCGCCCACGACCUCCUUGGACUCGGCGGCCCGGGCCGCGGCCUCGGAGGGCACCAACCAAGAAACUUUUUCUAA